Tuber melanosporum (Perigord truffle) is the source of this 4777-nucleotide messenger RNA. RefSeq lists its product as uncharacterized. Lineage: Eukaryota; Fungi; Ascomycota; Pezizomycetes; Pezizales; Tuberaceae. Gene Ontology annotation, molecular function: protein binding. The record is from RefSeq and is a predicted model, not a curated record. The transcript has 6 exons. Bases 1 to 4485 code for a protein of 1494 amino acids. Gene Ontology annotation, biological process: regulation of cell shape.
AUGGCUUUUCUGUUCGGAAAGAAAAAGGGUGCACACGGUCAUCGAGAAGGAACUCCUAACGGUCCGAUACCUCCUACUGCGCCCGGUGCUCUCGGCAACGGUGCCCCGGGUGGUCCUGGCGGUCCAACACCCUCAAGCUCCGUCAAUAACUCUCUCAAUAGCCUUGCCGGGAGUAUCGGCGCGACGUCGAGUCCAGACCAACGUCCGGUCGGGGCUCCGGGAGGUCCUCCAAGACUUCAACAAGCCUUACAACCGGGCCCUUUAGAAAAUCAGGCGCCGGGCCCUCAGCAGAACCAAUCGCCUUCGGGAGUAAACCCUGCAAACGUCGCUCUAUAUCCAUGGUCGCAACGGCGAUUAACACUCUCAUCAUCGCAUCCGUCACCGUUUCCACGCUACGGUCAUGCAGCUAACGGUGUUGCCGGGAAGGAUGGUGAUAUAUAUAUUAUGGGGGGUCUGAUUCGCUCGCAGACUGUGCGUGGGGAUUUAUGGAUGAUAGAAGGAGGUGGGACUCAGCUAGCUGCGUACCCCGUAAUGACCACAAGUGAAGGCCCAGGGCCCCGUGUCGGUCAUGCCAGUUUAUUAGUAGGAAAUGCAUUUAUCGUAUUUGGGGGCGACACAAAAUUGGAUCCGCAAGAUGUUCUUGAUGAGACUCUCUAUCUAUUAAAUACCUCAACUCGCCAAUGGUCUCGUGCGAACCCAAAUGGCCCAAGGCCCGCGGGAAGAUAUGGUCAUACCCUAAAUAUACUGGGCUCAAAGUUGUACAUCUUCGGGGGUCAAGUCGAUGGAUUCUUCUUCAACGACCUAGUCGCCUUCGAUCUGAACACAUUGCAGAGCGCCGGAUCUGGAUGGGAAGUUCUAGUGCCAGCCAGGGAAGCAGGAGCUGAUAUGCCGGCAAGCCGAACGAACCACACGAUUGUUACCUGGGCAGAUAAACUCUACUUGUUUGGGGGAACAAAUGGUUUAGCAUGGUUUAAUGACGUUUGGUCCUACGACCCCCGAUCCAAUUCAUGGAGUCAGCUCGACUGUAUUGGCUACAUUCCUUCACCCCGAGAAGGACAUGCAGCAGCGCUUGUGGGAGACGUGAUGUAUAUUUUUGGCGGUCGGACAUCGGAGGGGGAGGACCUAGGCGAUUUGGCAGCAUUCAGGAUUUCUUCACGGAGAUGGUACACCUUCCAGAACAUGGGGCCAUCACCAUCGCGGCGCUCGGGGCAUUCCAUGACAACUUGUGGACAAAAAAUUAUUGUGCUUGGUGGAGAGCCUAGUAUGCCUUCAAGAAACCAGGAGGAGCUUCAGUUCAUCUAUGUUCUCGACACAGCGAAAAUAAGAUAUCCUACCGACCACCAACAAGGAAGCCCUACAGAUAGGAAUCAUGCGCCCACUGAUAAGAGAAUUCAGGGGCUAAGGAAUGGAUCGGUAGAUGGACCAGGACCCGGUCCGGGCGACCCGAGAAGUCGGGGCGCGAAACAAGGCCCAAGGGAGAGUGUUACAACUUCUGGAUCGCCCGGCUCAACCGGAUCAACGCCACUUGCAAGUAAUAAUACCUCUGGCAGCAGCGUAAACUCCCGGUUACCACGGGCAUCCAUAUCGCAGGCCCCCGUGGGACCCCCGCCGACUCAACAGGCUCCAGCACCAAAGGCAAACGGCGUCCCUCCGGGUCCACGAAGUAGGACCCCCACUGGAUCAUCGGGUUUAUCUAUGAAUAUCAAUAAUAACAAGCCCAAGGACAACGCUUCCUCCAUACAACCUCAACCCCGCGAUGGCUCUGCUGGUGCAGUUAAUGGAAGAACUCCUACAGCGCAACAACGGAAGGGGUCUACAGAUGUUAACACUGAUAAAGAUCGCUCCCCAUCAUCACCAGCCCCCAAUCAAUAUCCGAGCUCUCAACUGAACAAUCUUGCCAAUGGUAACUCAGCGGUUAUGAGCCCUCAUAACCCAUCCGGCACAUCAGCCCCCGGGGGCGUACCCGCCGUGACAGAGAGCGGCGACCCGCCUACGAAGGCGCUAGAGAAAAAGGGCUCCACCUCGGGUCAAGAAAUGGAGCGACUCAAACACCAAAACGAUUGGUAUUCCUCAGAGCUUGCACUCGCUAGAAGGGCGGGAUACACACCUCAGACGAAUGGAAGCGCCAUCCUAGACGAACGAGCAAAUGAAUCAUUAGCAGAAGAUGACAGACCUUUCAUUGAAGCUAUGCUAGUGCUUAAGGGCGAGCUUUCUAGGGUACAGGGUUCGGUGGAUACUCAAGCCGGUUUGGCUGCCAAACGUAUCCAGGACAUAGAACGCCAGCGAGAUGUCGCUGUUCAGGAGGCAGUUUAUGCGAAAGCAAAGUUGGCAGCCUUAGGUGGCAACAACGCUACGCCUACUGGCGACAAAUCUGCGGUAGACAUUGCCAACAUGGAUGCUGAAAAGAUGGCCGAUAUGAGCCGGAAACUCGCGUCAUCACUAGCAGCUCAGGCGGAACUGAGCGCCAAAGUUGAAGUUUUAGCUGCCGAGAUCACUGCGGAGAGAAAGGCCCGCCAUCUCGCCGACGAGACUGCAGCUGUUGCACAGAGCCGUGUGACCGAAUUGGAUGAUUUUAGAAACCGCGCAGCAUCAGAGAUGGAGAGCCUUCGGGCAGAGCUACUUGGUGCUGAGCGAGCUUUUAGAGAUGAAGCCACUUCGCGCACUGAGGCUACCGCAGAGGCCAAGCUUUUAAGAAUUGACCAGGAAGAACUUUCAAUGAAGCUUAAAGAAGCCUUGGAGGACAACAGUGGUUACCAAGGUUUAAUGGGCGAAUUGAGGAAAGCUAUGGAGGCGAGCAGUGAGAGGAGCACCACACUGGCAAGACAACUUGAGGAGGAGCGAAUGGUCAAAGAGGGUUUGGAGAGAAAGCUAGCUCAGGUCAAGAGCGAGUAUGAGGAAAAGGUUGCGGAUCUCACAAGCGCCAAUACACGGCUAAGAGACACGGAGGAGCUUUUGGAGAAGUAUGCUGAAGAGGCCAGAGCUGCAAGUGCAGCAAUGGCUGCCGGGCUUCAGAAGGUGUCCGAGAGGGAAAUCAUGGGCGGUACUGGUGCGGCCGAUGAACGUGUUAGAGUUCUCCAAGAGCAAGUCGCAUCUGCCAAUAGCCUACUUGCGAAGAGUAAAACUCAAGCCGAUGAGACAGGCGAAAAUCUCGCACAAGCGAUGCAGAGAGUUGCGGGUUUGGAGUUCCAACAAGGCCAGGCCAGCAAAGACGCAAUUGCUCUUCGCAGACGGAUGGCAGAAGUUCUCGACGAAGUUCGACGACUAAAACAAGAAAAUGCGGAGAGCAGCGCUCGUCUACUUGACCGCCAGCUGGAGGUCGACUCCAUUACGACCAAACACAACGCUCUCAAGGAAAUCCUUGCCGAGCGCUCGAGUAUGGCCGGCUAUGACAAGCGUCGUUCCCACAGCCUUCAAAGCCCCAGUCCUUCCGGAACCGCGACACCCGAGCAGAUCAACCGUCUUCGUGAGCUCGAGACUCGUCUAGAGGAGAGUCUCCGUGCCCAUCGCGAGACCAAGUCGACGGCGGAGAUGCAGGCACAAGAGGUCGAGAAGCACUUCCGUGAGAAGCUUGAACAACUCGAAAAUGAUUAUCAGUCUGCCGUACACUACGUCAAAGGCACCGAGAAACUCCUGAAGCGUAUGAAGGAUGAGCUUGCCAAAAACAAGUCUCAGAAUGCCAGACUCCACCUCGAGCUCGAAGAGGCCCAGAGAAAGAACAGCGAACGCUCGAGACAGGGAUCUAUUUCCGAUAUCGGAGCCGAGAGCUGGGAGAGCGAACGAGCUUCGCUCAAGAAGGAGAUCGACGAUCUCCGAACAAAGGUCAGAGAAUCCGCCACCGCCCUCGACAAGCAAAUCCGUGAAUCCAAGGAAACCCUCGACACCCUCCGAGAAGAGCGUGACCAGUUCAGGAUCGGCCACAACCAACUCCAACUCCAGCUCAUGGACGUCUCCCAGCAACUCGGCGAAACGAGGCAAAUUGUUGAGAAGCUCGAGAUUGAAAACAACCAGCUGGAACGGCGAGCCCAGGACGCGGAGGAGAGGGUCUCCUUUCUGCUCGAUCGUGUGGAAGAUUCAGUGGACGCCUACCGUCGUAGCACACGCUUGGAAGGCGCCAAUGGAUCCAUUGAAACGGGGUCUGCCAGAAGCAGCUUUUAUGGAGCCGGACCCGACGCAAGAAACAGCGUUGCCUUAGAUUUAUUCGCUACGGAAUUAGAUGCUCUCCGCACCCGUUGGGAGAACACCAACAAGAACUACAGGCUCAGCAGCACCUUCGACUUUGAGAAGACGCCCACUUCCACCGAAGGUGGGGAACUGUCGAACAGUCUUGCCAUCUGGCGACAAAAGUUGCAGCAAGAGGAGAGCGAUGCCGCAAAGAGGAGCGACAGCAGAGGAGAUGAGGCGAGGAGUCCGGUUUCAAGGUCUCAGCAGCAGCUGAAUCACUUGCAAGCUCAGCAGCAGCCAGUGAUAGCGGGUGGUGUGAUAUAAUGACGUUUUGUUCCUUUUUUGCAUUCCCUUUUUUCACGAGUAUAUACUCCCUGGCUGGAACUAAUGAUUGCGCGGGGUGGUUAACGGUUGUCGAAUUGGGGUGAGAGAAUUAAACUAUUUGGGGUCUCGUUUUUUAUUUUAUUUUUCCUUUCUAUUUCCGUGAGAGUCUUUUGUUUGCUCUUCGAUUGGGAUUAAAUUCUUACAUUUCAUUUCAAAUUUUUUUUCAUUUUUUUCAUUUUUUCCUCUUGGUGUUGAGUGGAGAAUCUCUAGUUUCUUCCUUUCAUUACUUUUU